CUUUGCCACAUCUGUACUGAUUUUAAGGAUUUAUGUGAUUAGAUUGGGCCCACAGAGAUAAUCCAGGAUUAUUUUCCUUUCUUAAAAUCUGUACCCUUAAUUACAUCUGCAAAAAGUCCCCUUUGCCAUGUAAAGUAGCAUAUUCACAGGUUCUAAGGAUUUGGGCAUGGGCAUUUUUUAGAAGGCCAUUCUUCAGUGUAUCAUGGUGAUUAUUCUUCUAGAAUUAUUUUCUGGCAUAUCCCUCCCUUAGGUGAUCUGGAGAGAUAUCUUGCACCAAUAUGGCUUAAUUUAUUUUGGUUAUAAUGUUAAGUUUUAUUUGAACAAUAAAGAUAUUAGCAGUUCUUUUAAAAAGCUAUGAACCAGACCAGAAAGGAGUGACUAUGGAUGUAGAAGAAAGAGCUAAAAUAGAUAAACCAAUAAUAAACCUUAUAAAUAGAAUGAGCAUAGCAAGUAACUGAUACAGGGCAAUGUGAUGUCUCUUUUACCCAGCUUCCAAAGAAUAUAGCGUUGAACAAUUACUGUAUUUAGCAUUAUUUCAAGUAUAGAUGAUUUCCUGAAGGCAUUAGUCUGCUAUUAUACACAAGAUAAUACCCAAUUUUGCAUACUACUGAAUUUGUUUGAAAUUAAAUAUAAUUCUCUUUUCUCUCAAAACUGCCCAACAUCAAAAGAAUCAUAAAUGGGUUUUAUUUUCCAUUUUUAACUUAUCAAACUAGUAAUCUAAAUGAAACUAAAAAUCAAUUCAAUAAUACAGAAUUUUAGAGAAUCUACUAUUUGUUGGAUGUUACGCUAGAUCCAGACAAUACAGUUUACCUUACACUCCUUGACUGCAGGAAACUGGCAGGCAUAUAAACAAAUAAAUUAUAAUACUGUGCAGCAAGGGCAAUAAGAGAAGUGAGCACAGGUGGAAGGAAUGAUUUAUUCUAUGAGUAGUGAGGUAAGAUUUUCCUGGCUGAAGGACAAACAAAUCUUUAGGAGGACAAGGUGGAAGGGGAGCUAAGCCAACAGCAUGACCAAGGCACUAAGUAUGAAAAGGAACAACAGUAUCUGGGGAAGUACAGGUGUAGCUGGAGGAUAGAGAGUGAGAGGCAAGUGGUGAAAGUAAAGGCUGGAAGGUCAGCAGGGUCAGAACCUAUAAUUUCAUUCGGUAUAUUCUGUGAAGAUGUACAGCCAGCAAAAGCUUUUUAAUUCGGGAAAACACGAUUGGACUUGCACUUUCAAAAGAUCACCGUGGUUGCACAGAAGAGACUGACUGGGUCAGAGGUUAGUUACAGGCUGGAAAAUCAGUUUAGAUGAAACUGAAGAGCAAGGAUGAAAGCCUAAACUAGAGCAGUGGAAAUGCGAAUGUGGAGCAGAGGAACGAUUCAAGAAAUUCUGCGGUAAAACUCAUCAGACUUCAUGACUGAUUAAAGGUAUGGUGGUAGACAAGGGAGGGAGAGGAAGGGUAAGAAUGGAGAAGCAGGAAUUGGGCGUUAUUUGAAAAUUUCUGACAUGGGAGGAAAAUCUGGAUAUUUAAUAACAUCUGACUAAAUUAGGGGAUGAAAGAGCAUAAGCGGAGAGGGAAUAGUGGUGCUCUCUCCUUGACCAUACUUUAGUUAGGCUCCUCUGAGCCCUCUUCCCAACUAGGCCUCAUCCUUGGGCCCCUGUCUUAGGCCUGCUGAGUCCAGUUUUAGCAAGAAUUUUGCAGUCAGUUUAGAGAGUAUCUCCUAGCCUUGAUAAUUGAUCAUCUCCGCCUGUCUUCAGCAAGAAUCUUGUAAGUCAGUUUAACAAGAAUAUCCCCGACCCUUGAUAUCACUUCUUAGUAAUUUUCCAUGAACUGACCCCUCAGUCUGCUUGCUGGCUAUAAAUCCUAGCUGUUUUUGUUGUAUUAAAACUUGAGGCCGAUCUCCCUCCCCCAUGGUGAUAGUCAUGGCACCUAUUGCAAUAGUUCUAAAUGUCUUCCUUGCCAUUUUAACAAGUGUCAGAAUAAUUUUUCUUUAGCAACAAGGAGUAAUCUGUCUCAAAAACUAAAGCUCCUUCCACAUGCCUGUAAGGCUUAAUUGGUGCAUACAUCUUUUAACUCUCCUGUAGCUAAAUAACAUGUCUGGCUUAUCCACCGCUGGGGUUUACCAGGCAUUAUGAUGUACAUAAUCCAGACACUGUGUCCCAAGAACAUAGCAAGCUGGCUUUCCCUCCUUGAUUUAAAAAAAUCAAAACAACACAACUAUCAGGGUAACAUCCACUACAUUUGACAGGUCAAAGAAUCCCCUUCCUUAAGGACUUUACAAUAACCUUACAGGGGGCUAAAGCAUACAUACCCAUGGGUAGUGGGUAAGCCUUGAGAGUACAAUAUAAGUCUUGAUAACAUUUUGAGGUUGAUAACUAGUUGAAACUGAUCUGUUUUCCCGACCUCAACGUAAUUGCAAGGUCACUUCAAGAGGGUAAGGGGCUAUUGCAACUACCCAAAUUCGCUAUUGUAGUAUAAAAGCUUUAAUUAACAGCAUGUAUAGGAAUGCAAAGCUAUGUUCUAAUGAAACUUUAAAAAGCAGACACAAAUAUGAAUGUCAUAUAAUUGUCAUGUGUCGCAAAACUUUUUUUUUAACCUUUGAAAAAUGUGAAACCCAUUUUUAGCUCCUAGCUACAUACAGCAGAACCUGCGGUGGGCUGGAUUUGCCCUGAGGGCUGUAGUUUGCCCCAGUGGUACGUAUGAAAUGCCACAAUUUUAAAAAGAUGUGUUACGUGUGGGACCAUUUGUGGGGCGGUUUAUGCUAACUUCCAAUACAGUAAUAUAUGUCAAAUCGCUUUUGAGUGACAUUUAGUCUGGGUGGCCACGCCCAGGAAUGGAUAUAGAGAAAGGGGCGCGGCCGCGCCUCGCACCACCCUCCAAGAGACUGGUAUCGCAGCCCCCAGCUCCGAGGAACUCAGACAGCGCAGGCAGGGGCUUCAGGGACGCGGAGAGGGAGGCUUAUCUGUGGCUGAAAGAGGAGAGCGGCCCGCAAACAAGCAAACCAGGACACUGCUCCGAGGUCCCGCCCAGGAAGGCAAAACGAAGUCCCACCGCUCUCACACCCGGGAAACAACCAAGGCACAGAACGCCCCACCGGCAAGCCACGCCUCGCGCAUCACGCACGCACGCACGCACGCACGCACACACGUCUGUCGCGGCUUCCCGCCUUGCGCUCCGUCAUGCUCUAUUGCGCAUACCUCGGGGCGAGGGAGGAACGGAGAUUGACAAGGAGGCAGAGGCCUGAGCGAGGCGGAAAAUCCUCACCCCGGCCAGCGGGUAGACCCAAACUUCUAGUGCGUCACUUCCGCUGGGGGCGGAGCGGGGCGGGGCUGAGUGGGUGGCGACCCAGCUGCUGCGCCAGUGUUUGUGUUGGAAGCUCAGCUGAUGCAGGCCGGUUGGAGUGGACGUCAUUGCCGGGAACGAGCGAGUCGCCGCUGCAGCCCUAGUGACUGCGGCCUGCAUCCCGGUAAGACCAUGAAUUAUGGCAUUUCUUAAAUGAAGCAUUCAAGAAGUGAGAGAAUGUCAUAGAAAAUAAAUGAUUUUUAAGUUAUGUCUAUUAAUCUGACUGUAGAUAUAUAUAUUUACCUCCUUAGUAAUGCAAGAAGUGUUUGUGGGAAGCAGAGAAGCAAGCAACUGUAUUUCUUGUUCUCACCUAAGCAUUACUGGAGGUUAAGCCACAUCAGUCUACAAAGAGGUUUUCAUACAAACAUAAUAAGAUGUAAAUGGACCAAAAGUGAAGCACAUUCUUGCAGUAAGCACUGUUACUCUCCAAGCAACCAUGGUUUACAUAUUGGGAUUUUGAAACUUAGCACUUCUGCUCCCAAGGGACUUACAAAAGUGAACAUUUGUAUGUCCCGUAUUAAAAAUACUUUGAACUCUGUUUCAAAGGCUGUUUUUGGCAAUCAAAAUGAAAUGAUUUCACGUUUAGCUCAAUUUAAGCCAAGUUCCCAAAUUUUAAGAAAAGUAUCGGAUAGUGGCUGGUUAAAACAGAAAAACAUCAAACAAGCCAUCAAAUCUCUGAAAAAAUAUAGUGACAAAUCAGCAGAAAAGAGUCCUUUUCCAGAAGAGAAAAGUCACAUUAUAGACAAAGAAGAAGAUAUAGGUAAACGCAGUCUUUUUCAUUACACAAGUUCUAUAACCACAAAAUUUGGAGACUCAUUCUACUUUUUAUCCAAUCAUAUUAAUUCAUAUUUCAAACGUAAGGAAAAAAUGUCUCAACAAAAGAAAAAUGAACAUUUCCGGGACAAAUCAGAACUUGAAGAUAAAAAGGUAGAAGAGGGGAAAUUAAGAUCUCCAGAUCCUGGCAUCCUGGCUUGUAAGCCAGGCUCAGAAUCUGUACAUACUGUGGACAAGCCUACAAGUCCUUCUGCGAUACCUGAUGUUCUUCAAGUUUCAACUAAACAAAGUAUUGCUAACUUUCUUUCUCGUCCCACGGAAGGUGUACAAGCUUUAGUAGGUGGUUAUAUUGGUGGACUUGUCCCCAAAUUAAAGUAUGAUUCAAAGAGUCAGUCAGAAGAACAGGAAGAGCCUGCUAAAACUGAUCAGGCUGUCAGCAAAGACAGAAAUGCAGAGGAGAAAAAGCGUUUAUCUCUUCAGCGAGAAAAGAUUAUCGCAAGGGUGAGUAUUGAUAACAGGACCCGGGCAUUAGUUCAGGCAUUAAGAAGAACAACUGACCCAAAGCUCUGCAUUACUAGGGUUGAAGAACUGACUUUUCAUCUUCUAGAAUUUCCUGAAGGAAAAGGAGUGGCUGUCAAGGAAAGAAUUAUUCCAUAUUUAUUACGACUGAGACAAAUUAAGGAUGAAACUCUUCAGGCUGCAGUUAGAGAAAUUUUGGCCCUAAUUGGCUAUGUGGAUCCAGUGAAAGGGAGAGGAAUCCGAAUUCUCUCAAUUGAUGGUGGAGGAACAAGGGGCGUGGUUGCUCUCCAGACCCUACGAAAAUUAGUUGAACUUACUCAGAAGCCAGUUCAUCAGCUCUUUGAUUACAUUUGUGGCGUAAGCACAGGUGCCAUAUUAGCUUUCAUGUUGGGGUUGUUUCAUAUGCCCUUGGAUGAAUGUGAGGAACUUUAUCGAAAAUUAGGAUCAGAUGUAUUUUCACAAAAUGUCAUUGUUGGAACAGUCAAAAUGAGUUGGAGCCAUGCAUUUUAUGACAGUCAAACAUGGGAAAACAUUCUUAAGGAUAGGAUGGGAUCUGCACUGAUGAUUGAAACAGCAAGAAACCCCACAUGUCCUAAGGUAGCUGCUGUAAGUACCAUAGUAAAUAGAGGGAUAACACCCAAAGCUUUUGUGUUCAGAAACUAUGGUCAUUUUCCUGGAAUCAACUCUCAUUAUUUGGGAGGCUGUCAGUAUAAAAUGUGGCAGGCCAUUAGAGCCUCAUCUGCUGCUCCAGGCUACUUUGCAGAAUAUGCAUUGGGAAAUGAUCUUCAUCAAGAUGGAGGUUUGCUUCUGAAUAACCCUUCAGCAUUAGCUAUGCAUGAGUGUAAGUGUCUUUGGCCAGAUGUGCCGUUAGAGUGCAUAGUAUCCCUGGGCACUGGACGUUAUGAGAGUGAUGUGAGAAACACGGUAACAUACACAAGCUUGAAAACUAAACUUUCUAAUGUUAUCAACAGUGCUACAGAUACAGAAGAAGUCCAUAUAAUGCUUGAUGGCCUGUUACCUCCUGACACCUAUUUUAGAUUCAAUCCUGUAAUGUGUGAAAACAUACCUCUAGAUGAAAGUCGAAAUGAAAAGCUGGAUCAGCUGCAGUUGGAAGGGUUGAAAUACAUAGAAAGAAAUGAACAAAAAAUGAAAAAAGUUGCAAAAAUAUUAAGUCAAGAAAAAACAACUCUGCAGAAAAUUAAUGAUUGGAUAAAAUUAAAAACUGAUAUGUAUGAAGGACUUCCAUUCUUUUCAAAAUUGUGAUGAGUAUAUGCUUAUGUUCUCAUAAAUGAGGGCCUGUUUAGAAGAUCAACCACAUGCAGUAAGGAAUUGUGGGGUUCGACAUGAGUUGACUUUGAAAUACUUACGAAUUCUGGAGAAUCCUGAAAAAGACGGUGCUUCGACCAGCUUGCAUAGCACAGAGAAUAUUCUUGGUUACAGAAUUCAUAUGGGAACUAGGCUUUUAAGAUGUUAAUAAUUAACUAAGCUUUAGUAACCCUUACUGUGCUAGUAGAUUUUAGUAGAUAUUGGUGUUAUAUUGUUUGAUGUUUGAAAAUAUAUUAAUAUAUGUGCCGAACAAGAAACCGAAAGCUAUAUUGUACUGUGUAUUUUUACUUUAGUCCUCAUAAUCAUGUUGAAUUUAUGUGAUCAUUGAUUUUAUUUCAUAUGGAAAAGCUAAUUUCUUCUUAAAUUUACAUUACCUAAUAUUCUCACUAGCUACGUUGUCCAAUCCACACUGCCUUUUAUUGUAAUAUCAUCUAAAUAGAUGCAGAAAAAUGGAAUUUUCUCUAUUAAAGUAUUUUACAUUUGACAUAAAAAAGAACCAGAUACAGUUUUCUAUUCAAAUAUGUUUAUUUUAACAUUGUUUGGUUAAAAAAGGUGAAGUUCCAGUCAACCACUUUUUACCCCUGAAAUUUCAAGAUAAUGCUAUAUUAACUUUUCCAGAUCUAACACUAGCUUAUUCUUCCCUGUUAUAAAAUGGUUUGAACUUACUGAGGAGAUAUUCCUAUCAUUAACAAAAAUAAACUAUUUAAAUAA
Messenger RNA from Gorilla gorilla gorilla (western lowland gorilla), 6655 nucleotides. It is a transcript of the gene PNPLA8, whose product is annotated as patatin like domain 8, phospholipase A2. NCBI's taxonomy places the organism in Eukaryota, Metazoa, Chordata, Mammalia, Primates, Hominidae. Gene Ontology annotation, biological process: arachidonate metabolic process. The record is from RefSeq and is a predicted model, not a curated record. Bases 3533 to 5881 code for a protein of 782 amino acids. Gene Ontology annotation, cellular component: membrane. The transcript has 10 exons.